This is a messenger RNA of Bactrocera tryoni, 678 nucleotides long. RefSeq lists its product as uncharacterized. The record is from RefSeq and is a predicted model, not a curated record. The transcript has a single exon. Lineage: Eukaryota; Metazoa; Arthropoda; Insecta; Diptera; Tephritidae. The coding region runs from base 1 to 678 and encodes 225 amino acids.
AUGGCGCUCGACGACAGGCUCAACGACAAAAACCGCCGCUUAAUCGUCCGAGACAAAAAAUCCGCAAUAAACUUCCUCAUCGACACGAGAGCUGAAGUCAGCGUAAUUCCACCGACGCAACAACAACGUAGAUGCCCGGACAAAAACAACUACCUCUACGCAGCAAACAAGUCCACCAUAAAAACUUACGGCGAAAAAACUAUGUUCCUCAAUCUGGGUCUACGCCGCCAAUAUUCCUGGAAUUUCAUUAUUGCCGAUGUGUCACAAGCCAUCAUCGGAGCUGAUUUUCUAUCGCAUUUCAACUUAGCAGUCAACCUACGACAACGCAAACUCGUCGACGACGUCACAAACACCAGCAAACUGUGUUCAAUAUCAACAAAUAAAAAGGUAGUUUCCAAUUUAUCUAACACCAAAGAUUAUCAGCCGUUCCACGAUUUAUUGAGGGAAUUCGAAGACAUCACGAUGGAUAAGUCUUCAGUCAAAAAACCACAACACUUUGUCACGCACCAUAUCGUCACCAAAGGACCACCAGUCUUCUCUAAACCGAGACGCUUAUCUCCAGAGAAGUUAGAAGCCACAAAAGCCGAGAUACAGCCCGCUGCACAUGACAAAGAAGAAAAACGGCGAGUGGAGGCCUUGUGGGGAUUUCAGGCGACUAAACGUCGUCACCGAGCCUGA